AUGCAACAUGACGAUGUUAUCUGGUCUGUUCUCAAUGGACAAUUUUGUUCGUAUAAACAACAAAAAGCUAAAACACAAAUAUUCUGUUCUAACGAAUAUAAUUUAACUGGCUUAUGUGAUCGUCGUUCGUGUCCAUUGUCUAAUUCUCAAUAUGCAACUGUUCGAGAAGAAAAAGGUAUUUUAUAUCUUUAUAUGAAAGUUGUUGAACGGUCUCAUUAUCCGAAAAAACAAUGGGAAAAAGUCAAAUUGCAUGAAAACUAUAUUCGUGCAUUAAAACAAAUCAAUGAACAUUUGAUUUAUUGGCCACGUUUCGUUCGACAUAAAUGCAAACAACGUUUAACAAAACUAACACAAUAUAUUAUUCGAACACGCCGUUUAAUGUUGAAGAAAACUGGGAAACAAGAAUUGGUACCAAUCAAAAAGAAAGCUGAAAGACGUGAACGUCGUCAUGAAGAAAAAGCAUUUGUAGCUGCGAAUAUUGAUCGAGCUAUUGAAAAUGAAUUACUUGAACGAUUGAAAAAAGGAACGUAUGGAGAUACGUAUACAUUUCCGGUUAAUGCUAUUUCAAUGGAUGAAGAAGAUGAGGAAGCUGAAACUGAUGAAGAAGAAGAAGAAGAAGAAGGCGAACAGGAGAGUGAAGAAGAAAUGGAGUAUGUUGAAGAUUUCAAUGAAAGUGAUGCUGAAGAUAUCGAAGACAUGGGUGAUGAUGAUGAUGAAGAAAUAAUCAAAGCAUUACCAUUGACAAAGAAACGUUCACUUGAACUUGAAUACGAACCAGCAGUUGAAAUACCUGUUCGAGGUGCUGAACGAGCGGGAAUCGUUUAUUGUUAUGCUACAAGAGAUUCUGCCGAUGAUGAGUGGCAUGUAGACAAACUUGAAUUUAAAGCUACCAAUCAACCAUACAGCUAUCUUUUCUAUGAUCGAGCAUUACGUCGACUUUCAUCACCAGACACAACUACAAAAUAG
Molecule: messenger RNA, 966 nt
Organism: Rotaria socialis
Lineage: Eukaryota; Metazoa; Rotifera; Eurotatoria; Philodinida; Philodinidae
Source: the annotation of a GenBank genome assembly